Condylura cristata (star-nosed mole) is the source of this 2778-nucleotide messenger RNA. It is a transcript of the gene MYRFL, whose product is annotated as myelin regulatory factor-like. The transcript has 25 exons. Gene Ontology annotation, cellular component: endoplasmic reticulum membrane; nucleus. The record is from RefSeq and is a predicted model, not a curated record. Lineage: Eukaryota; Metazoa; Chordata; Mammalia; Eulipotyphla; Talpidae. Gene Ontology annotation, molecular function: DNA-binding transcription factor activity; sequence-specific DNA binding. Gene Ontology annotation, biological process: positive regulation of DNA-templated transcription; protein autoprocessing. Bases 1 to 2694 code for a protein of 897 amino acids.
AUGGAUGUGGUAGGUGAAAAGGAGGCCCUGCAGCAGUUCUUCGAAGCUCAGGGAGCCAGUGACACUCUGGAGAACCCAGUUCUGGAUACGAGUCUGCUGGAGGAGUUCCUGGGCAAUGACUUUGACUUGGGGACCUUGCAACGCCAGCUCCCCGAUACCCCACCCUAUUCGACAUCAGAUACCUGCUCUGCUCCACAGGUCAAAGGUGCCUGCCGCCUGUCCCGGAGACCUGCCGCCCGGACCACUCCAGCUGCUGUUCCCCAUGCCACAGCUGUACCGGGAGCUCACCUGCCCCAGACCUCCUCGGAAGUGAGCGCCUCUGACCUUGUACACAGCAGCUUACACAACUGCUACCCAAACGUCCGGCACCCCGCGCCGCCUCAGGACCAGCCCACGCCUGCUCAUCAGGGGAGAAGUUGUUGUUACCACUCAGAGCCGCUGUGCUACAGCCCCGGAGUCUCAUUGCCACCAACCAAGAAGAGAAAGUAUACAGAGGAGUUCGAAGCCUCGAAAGACUCCAUGUGGGCCCAUUGCUGCAGGCCAAUGACAAGUAGGAAUCACAGCCUUGAAGAGAAAGACCAUGACAGUGAGAGACAGAACGUGAUACCUGAAGACCGGUGCUCUCCUCUUCUGAGAUGGCAACCGUACCAGAGUGCCCCAUGGCACAGUUUACUAAAUGCAAAUUAUGAAAAAUUACCUGAUGUAGGCUAUCAAGUUGUCACAGACAAAGGAUUUACUUUUUCACCAGCAGAUGAAGCUUUUGUUUGCCAAAAGAAGAACCAUUUUCAGAUAACCAUCCAUAUCCAAGUUUGGGGAAAUCCAAAAUUUGUCAAAACUCAAGGGGGCUUAAAACCAAUAGAAAUAUUUUACUUGAAAGCCUUUGGGGUUAAGUUAGAAGCCAGUAAUCAAAUAAUUGCUAUCGAACAGUCCCAAGCAGACAGAAGCAAAAAGAUUUUCAAUCCGGUUAGAAUUGACCUGCGGGCGGACCAGGUCACCAAAGUAACGCUGGGCCGGUUACACUUCAGUGAGACCACAGCAAAUAACAUGAGAAAGAAGGGAAGACCAAAUCCUGACCAGAGAUACUUCAUGUUGGUGGUUGGAUUGUAUGCUGCGAGCCAGGACCAGUUCUAUUUGUUAUCUGCCCACAUCUCUGAACGGAUCAUUGUAAGGGCCUCUAACCCUGGGCAGUUUGAAAAUGACAGUGAUGCAUUAUGGCAGCGAGGACACGUUCCAGAAUCUGUUGUCUGUCAUGGUCGAGUGGGAAUAAACACAGAUGCACCGGAUGAAGCCCUGGUUGUCUGUGGCAAUGUGAAAGUGAUGGGGAGCGUCAUGCAGCCCUCUGACAGCCGAGCAAAGCAGAAUGUCCAAGAGGUUGACACAAAUGAACAGCUGAGAAGAAUAGCACAAAUGAGGAUUGUUGAAUAUGACUACAAGCCUGAAUUUGCAUCUGCAAUGGGAAUAAACACGGCCCAUCAAACAGGAAUGAUUGCCCAGGAGGUGCGAGAGAUCCUGCCCAGAGCCAUAAGAGAGGUUGGCGAUGUCACCUGUGAAAACGGAGAGACGCUGGAGAACUUCCUCAUGGUCGAUAAGGACCAGAUCUUUAUGGAGAAUGUAGGUGCAGUGAAGCAGCUCUGCAAACUAACCAACAACCUUGAAGAAAGAAUUGAAGAGUUAGAAAUCUGGAGCAGAAAGCUGGCCAGGCUAAAGCGGCUGAGUAGUAGCAGGUCCUCAGCCAGUGGAAGCUCCCUCAGCAAAUUUAGCAGAACUCUUAGUGCAUCUUCAACAGGAAGGACCAUUCCCAAGAAAUCCAACAAGGUUUAUUUUGCAGGAAAAAAGCAGUCGUGUCCUAACUGGAUUUUCCAGACUUUGGUUAUUACCCUAAUUGCUGUGAUGGCAUUUUGCUUAAAAGACCAAGACCGACGUGCCCCAAAUCUACCUUCAAGCAAUAUCACAAGCUCUCCAGAGCCAACUGCGCGGCCCACAGCCUCCCCCUCAGCACCUACUGUGGCCCUGACAGCCACACAACCCUCCUUCCAAGUACCAGAAAUCACUUUCUGUGAGAUCCUGCCAUGUCAGAAGACUUACUGCUGUUCUGUCUGGGAAACAAGAAGCGUCCUCUCAAGUCCUGUGCAAAUUCGUGAGCAAAAACAGUCCAGAGAGAAGGAAAUCCAUCAGGGACCUAUGUCUGAUAGAAACACAUCGUUCCUGGCAAGAGAUGUGCUAAGCAGUCCUGACUGGGCGAGUGACUGGAUUGAUACAAGCAUUAGUUCGAUUCGGAUUAUGGAAAUCCAGCAAGUCAUAGAUCAUCGGUAUUGCAGUAGAAGCCUCCAGUGCGGGUCUGGAAAUUACAAUUACAAUAUUCCUGUCAAUAAGCAUACACCCACCAAUGUCAAAUUCUCUCUGGAAAUCAACACAACAGAGCCAUUGAUAGUCUUCCAGUGCAAAUUCAGCCUCGGAAAUAUAUGUUUCCAUAAUAAAAGGGGGGCCAGAGUGAUGCAGAGCCAUGAAGAAGUGUCCCAGGAGAUGACGCAGGGGUACCAGCACAUUUGGAGCCUGGCUGUCGCCCCAUUCUUCGAUAGUGCAUAUCAUUUCCGUGUAGCUGCACCGGAUUUAGCUGACUGUUCAACCGACCCUUAUUUUGCCGGGAUAUUCUUUACGGAUUAUUUCUUUUACUUCUACCGACGCUGCACCUAAUUUAUUCACAUUUGGUUGAGGACUUUACCCAAGAAAAGUACUCAGAAAUAUAGUUAACAGGAAUGUAUUACUUCUUGCAACUUC